Molecule: messenger RNA, 3395 nt
Organism: Hippocampus zosterae (dwarf seahorse)
Lineage: Eukaryota; Metazoa; Chordata; Actinopteri; Syngnathiformes; Syngnathidae
Gene: kcnh1a
Product: potassium voltage-gated channel, subfamily H (eag-related), member 1a
Exons: 13
Coding region: 192-3107 (971 amino acids)
Biological process (GO): potassium ion transmembrane transport; regulation of membrane potential
Cellular component (GO): membrane
Molecular function (GO): delayed rectifier potassium channel activity
Source: RefSeq, a predicted model, not a curated record
CAUCUCAGGCGUUCUCCUCCCUCCUCCUCCUGGAUGAUGAUGAUGAUGAUGAGGAGAUGUAGCAGCAGCAGGCUGAGGAGCCAGCAGCCACAGCCGCCGCACAAGCAACACACACACACCCACGCCGCGGUACCAUGACGCUGGAGCACCGCACGGAAGCUCGCUCGGAGGAGGCCGAGUGAAGCGGCAGGAUGGCGGGGGGCCGCCGGGGACUUGUGGCCCCUCAGAAUACUUUUUUGGAGAAUAUCGUCAGGCGCUCCAACGUUUGGACACUGUCACAUAGACAGACAGACACCAACUUUGUGCUGGGCAACGCGCAAAUUGUGGACUGGCCCAUUGUCUACAGCAACGACGGAUUUUGCAAACUGUCGGGGUACCACAGGGCCGAGGUCAUGCAGAAGAGCAGCACCUGCAGCUUCAUGUAUGGCGAGCUCACCGACAAAGACACGACAGAAAAAGUGCGUCUGACGUUUGAGAACUACGAGAUGAACUCUUUUGAAAUCCUCAUGUACAAAAAGAACAGGACGCCCGUGUGGUUCUUUGUCAAGAUCGCGCCCAUUCGAAAUGAGCAGGAGAAGGUGGUCCUGUUUUUGUGCACCUUCAGUGACAUCACCGCCUUCAAACAGCCCAUCGAGGACGACUCGUCCAAAGGCUGGGGUAAGUUUGCCCGACUGACUCGAGCUCUGACCAGCAGCCGAGGCGUCUUGCAGCAGCUGCAGCCCACCGUCCACAAAGGAGAGAACGUACACAAGCACUCGCGCCUGGCUGAGGUGCUCCAGCUGGGCUCCGACAUCCUACCCCAGUACAAGCAGGAGACCCCUAAGACGCCCCCGCACAUCAUCCUCCACUACUGCCUCUUCAAGACCACUUGGGACUGGGUCAUCCUCAUCCUCACCUUUUACACAGCCAUCAUGGUGCCCUACAACGUGUCCUUCAAAACCAAGCAGAACAACGUAACGUGGCUAGUGGUGGACAGCAUCGUGGACGUCAUCUUCUUGGUGGACAUCGUGCUCAAUUUCCACACCACCUUCGUGGGGCCGGCCGGCGAGGUCAUCUCCGACCCCAAACUCAUCCGCAUGAACUACCUGAAGACCUGGUUCGUCAUAGACCUGCUCUCCUGCCUGCCCUACGACGUCAUCAACGCCUUUGAGAACGUUGACGAGGGCAUUAGCAGUCUGUUCAGCUCGCUGAAGGUUGUCCGGCUCCUGCGUCUGGGCCGAGUGGCCCGCAAACUGGACCACUACAUCGAGUAUGGUGCCGCCGUUCUGGUUCUGCUGGUGUGUGUGUUUGGCUUGGCCGCUCACUGGUUGGCCUGCAUUUGGUACAGCAUUGGCGACUACGAGGUGAUCGACGAGGAGACCAACAUCGUACGGAUGGACAGCUGGCUGUACAUCCUGGCCGAGACGGUGGGCAGGCCUUAUCGCUUCAAUGCCAGCGGCUCGGGCAAGUGGGAGGGCGGUCCCAACAAGGACUCGGUCUACAUCACCUCGCUCUACUUCACCAUGACCAGCCUGACCAGUAUCGGCUUCGGCAACAUUGCGCCCACCACAGAUGGAGAGAAGAUCUUCGCCGUGGCCAUGAUGAUGAUCGGAUCUCUUCUGUACGCCACCAUCUUUGGUAACGUGACCACCAUCUUCCAGCAGAUGUAUGCCAACACCAAUCGUUACCACGAGAUGCUCAACAGCGUGCGGGACUUCCUCAAGCUCUACCAGGUGCCCAAGGGCUUGAGCGAACGAGUGAUGGACUACAUUGCGUCUACCUGGUCCAUGUCGCGAGGCAUCGACACCGAAAAGGUGCUGCAGAUUUGUCCCAAAGACAUGCGGGCGGACAUUUGCGUCCAUCUCAACCGUAAGGUGUUCAAAGAGCACCCGGCCUUCAGACUGGCCAGCGACGGGUGUCUGCGGGCGCUAGCUAUGGAAUUUCAGACCAUCCACUGCGCGCCCGGCGAUCUCAUCUACCACGCGGGCGAGAGCGUGGACAGCCUCUGUUUCGUGGUGUCGGGUUCACUGGAAGUCAUCCAGGAUGACGAGGUCGUGGCCAUUCUAGGCAAGGGGGAUGUCUUCGGGGAUGUCUUCUGGAAGGAGGUGACGCUGGCUCAGGCCUGCGCCAACGUGCGCGCUCUGACGUACUGCGACCUCCACGUCAUCAAGCGCGACGCCCUGCAGAAGGUGCUCGAGUUCUACACCGCCUUCUCCAAUCACUUCUCCCGCAAUCUGCUGCUCACUUACAACCUGCGCAAGAGGAUGGUCUUCCGAAAAAUCAGCGACGUGAAACGAGAAGAAGAGGAGCGGCAGAGACGGAAAAACGAGGCGCCGCUCAACUUGCCGCCCGACCACCCCGUGCGCAAACUUUUCCAGCGCUUCCGGCAGCAGCGGGAGGCUCGCACGGUCACCGACAAGCCCGGCGAAGACAACGACAUCGAGAAGGGCUCAUCCGUCUACGCGGACGUCCCCAAGACCGCCAUCAUCACCACCACCAGCAUCGUGACGGUGACAGAAAGCCCGGCGACGCCUUCGUCGUCGGCGUCGUCGCACACGCCCCCCAGCUGCGCCCCGUCGGACAAAGUGAAGCUCCAGGUGCCGCCUCCCGCCUCCUUGGUGGGAGGUCGGGCUGCCGAGCCGGGCAAAGUCAAAGGCUGGGGGCGCUUCAAGGAGUCCAUGGCCAAGCCGGACAACUGGAAAACGGUGUCCAAAUCGGAAUCCAUGGAGACGCUGCCGGAGCGGACCAAGGGUCACGGGUCGCAGUUGUCCCUGAAGAAAACGGACUCGUGCGACAGCGGCAUCACCAAGAGCGACCUGCGCCUCGACAAGGUCAGCGACUUCCGCUUGACGCCGCAGGACCGCAGUCCCGUGCAGCCUCCGGAAACCCGACGCUCCUUUUACCCCAUCCCAGAGCAGAGCCUCCAGGCCUCGCUUCAAGAACUCAAGCUGGAGCUCAAAGACGACCUGAAGAGCCUCAACGUCCGAAUGUCGGGCCUGGAGGCGCAGCUUGCCGAAGCCCUGCAGCUACUGAAAGCCAGGACGCCCGCCGCGGGCUCCCCGCAAGGUCUCUUUGACAUUUCCAGACCCGCCUCGCCAGAAGCCGACAAGGAGGACAUCUUCUCUUGAGCGCUCGAGGGGACAUUUUUACUCCCAACUCGGCCGCAAAUACGGUAAUGGCCGCAUGAUGACGGGGAUCGCUGAGGCCCCACUCGCGCGGAAGUGGGGGCGGGGAGAUUUGCCUUUUAGAUGAGGCAUCCCGGCGUCGUCUUUUUAAGACGCGCGGCCCUCCGUCGCAGGAAGGCGAACGACGCGGCCGAGAGGCCGUGGCGGAAUGCGGCACGGCUUAACCCGAAGGGCCUUUUAUCUGUAGAUACCAAGCACGGCGCUCGGAACGUUUGAGAGCUUCCAAGUAAA